Cryptomeria japonica (Japanese cedar) is the source of this 1814-nucleotide messenger RNA. RefSeq lists its product as uncharacterized. Lineage: Eukaryota; Viridiplantae; Streptophyta; Pinopsida; Cupressales; Cupressaceae. The transcript has 15 exons. The coding region runs from base 294 to 1499 and encodes 401 amino acids. The record is from RefSeq and is a predicted model, not a curated record.
CUUAUCACUAUGACAAAUAGAUCACGCCUCUCGCUAUCUUUCUGCGCGCGAAGGAUUUGCUAUCGGCAUGUAUUAGACGACAGAAAAUGAAUUUUUUUUUGGCCGAGGGUUUUCCUGCAACAGUCGUUUGAAUCUCGCACAGGGUUGUGCAAGCGGCAAAUUUGAGACAGGUAAUUGCCUUGGUGAGGCAUUGUUUAAGGCUGUCUCAUGGCAUCUUUUGUAUAAAGAAUCAAAGCAGCAACUUGUACCAUGGGCAGAAUUUCUAGUGUAGGUGCUGAGAAGUGAUAUCCAUAAUGGCAAACAGCAAAUGUAACAGUGGAACCCUGAAGAAGCCAAAUGAGACAAUGAGGCUUAUCAUUACUGCAACUUUUGGAAUUGUCUUGGGUUUUUUUAUCGGGGUUUCAUUCCCACGUAUGGGUGUUUCAAAGUUCAAUUACUCAACUAAGUUGUUUGGAUCUACAUUUGAACUUCCAUUCCCAGAGGAUAGAAAUUCAGGCUUAGAAACUCAAGUCAUGCUGGGUCAUGCCUGGACAUCAAUGUCUGGUUCAAAUAAUAGUAAAUCUGCACAGGAUUCUGGAUCUAAGAGCAGCUCUAAGAUUUAUGUACCCGCAAAUCCUCGUGGAGCAGAGACACUUCCUCCUGGAAUUGUUGUCCCAGAGACAGACUUAUAUCUCCGUAGAUUGUGGGGUAAGCCCAGUGAGGACAUUGCAUUCAAACAAAAGUACUUGGUGACUUUUACAGUUGGCUUUGAACAAAGGAACAUUGUUAAUGCUGCCGUUUCAAAGUUCUCAAAAAAUUUCACUAUUCUACUGUUUCAUUAUGAUGGGAGGACAAGUGAAUGGGAUCAGUUUGAGUGGUCAAAGCGAGCAAUUCAUGUCAGUGCAAGAAAACAGACAAAAUGGUGGUUUGCGAAGCGAUUUCUUCACCCUGAUGUCGUUUCAUCUUUUGAAUAUAUAUUCAUCUGGGAUGAAGAUUUAGGAGUUGAACACUUUGAUGCUGAAAAGUACCUACAACUUGUUAGGAAGCAUGGCUUGGAGAUAUCGCAACCUGGUUUAGAGCCAAACAAAGGCCUAACGUGGCAAAUGACCAAAAGAAGGGGUGAUUCUGAAGUCCAUAAGGAAACACAAGAGAGACCUGGCUGGUGCCAUGACCCACAUUUACCCCCAUGUGCAGCGUUUGUGGAAAUAAUGGCUCCUGUAUUUUCCCGAAAAGCAUGGCGGUGUGUUUGGCAUAUGAUUCAGAAUGAUUUGGUUCAUGGAUGGGGUUUAGAUUUUUCUCUGCGGAAAUGUGUAGAGCCUGCACAUGAGAAAAUUGGAGUUGUGGACUCACAAUGGAUUGUCCACCAAGUUGUACCUUCACUAGGAAAUCAGGGUCAGUCGCAAAAUGGAAAAGCACCUUGGGAAGGGGUUAGAGAGAGGUGCAGGUAUGAAUGGUCACUCUUCCAAGAACGGUUGAAUAGAGCAGAAAAAGAGCACCUGAGAGGAAAUACUGCGAGAUAGUGGAAUUACAGCAGUUUUUUUUUCAUAGAUCUAGAUAGUUUCAAGAGUUGUAUAUAUUUGAUAAGUUUGAUUUUGUAACACCUUUGAGGCAAUUCUUUUAGGGAGAGUUUUCACCACCCAUCAAUUUUAUAACUCUCAAUUGUUGUAAAGUGCCCAUCCUAUAAGUUAAAAAGUUAAAAACCCAUUUUGAAUAAAGGUUUGCUUUCUCUAGCUGCCAAUUAAAGGCAUCGAUAGAAUUUUGAUGCACAUAAGUUCAAUUAUGUAUAUUGAUGAUUAUUGUAGCCUAAGCCUAUGCAAUAUAUUCUUCUUUUGGUA